CAGGUAGCAACUGAGCAGGUGGCGAAGCUCGGAGGGUGCGGCUGGGUGGACGUGGCGGAGACGGCUGGGCGCGCAGGGCUGCCCCAGGAGGUUGUUGGAGUCCCGCCGUACAUCGACCCGAUGUACCUCAGCUCCGGCAAGUGCUGGCCGGCCAGCGACGUCUUCUCUCUGGGAGUCGUCGCCCUGGAGGUUCUCCUGGCGCGCCCGGCUGCCCAGCCCGCCGCCAGGGGCGUGCCAGGUGGCGGCGAGUCAGCUGACCAAGACCAGGGAGUCGACUGCACGCGGAGGCCGCGCGAGGAGCCGAUCUGGGCGCCCUUCGACGGCCUGCGGUUCGACGGGCCACAGGCCGCGGGAGAGGCCGCCGCGGCGCUCGUCCUGCGCGGUCGCCCCCGCCCCGACUGGAACGAGCAGGCGCUCGAGGGCGCCGCCCAGAUGGUGACCAGCAUGCUCUGCGUGGGCCCGCUGCAUGAAGUCGUGCCAGCGGCGUCCCCGCCGCCAGGGCGCCCGACGGCGUGGGAAGCGGCGGGCUGCUUCGAGGUCGCGGGCGUCAUGCAGGAGGACCCCGAGCGCGGCGAGCGCACGUGCGUCGUCUGUUUGGCCGAAAGAGUCGACACGCAGCUGCGGCCGUGCCGGCACUCGUGCCUGUGCGAGGGAUGCGCGCGCCAGAUGACGGCGAACCACCGCGGCUGCCCCAUCUGCCGCCAUCCAG
Prorocentrum cordatum is the source of this 709-nucleotide messenger RNA. NCBI's taxonomy places the organism in Eukaryota, Dinophyceae, Prorocentrales, Prorocentraceae. The record is from the annotation of a GenBank genome assembly.